This is a messenger RNA of Daphnia magna, 1886 nucleotides long. RefSeq names its product trypsin-1. Gene Ontology annotation, biological process: proteolysis. The coding region runs from base 327 to 1451 and encodes 374 amino acids. Gene Ontology annotation, molecular function: serine-type endopeptidase activity. The record is from RefSeq and is a predicted model, not a curated record. NCBI's taxonomy places the organism in Eukaryota, Metazoa, Arthropoda, Branchiopoda, Diplostraca, Daphniidae. The transcript has 9 exons.
GCAGUCUAGCAGUAUAUAAAGUCAGAUGCGACUUUCUUGUGCGAAUGGUCGGCCGGUGUUGAGUUUGAAAUUCAAAAUAAUAAAUCAAAUAAUUGUGUGGAAAACCGGUCUCCCGUCAUCCAAUCAAAAUAGUUUCGAUUUUCGCCGGCGAGCAAUCGAUGAUCAGUCGUUCAAACAAAGAGACCUGGCAAGCUGAAAAGUCCAAAACAUAUACAGGAUAUACAGCUGAUCGGCUUCAGUCUUCGUGAUACUUUGCUCUGUGAGCUUUCGGCAUUUUCUUUUUCUCUUCAUUUUCUCUUGAUUUGGACGGACGCCCAAGCUCGUCCAUGACUCGAUUGCGUCCAUUGGUGGUUUUGUUUUUAGUGGUCACGCUGUUGCUGAGCUGUCACCCGACUAGCAGCGGACUAGUCUAUCAAACAGAAGAUGCCAUUGUUGUCGAAGUCGAAGAUAUUGGACUUGAUCGACAGGACGUAUCUAAAAACGAUGCUGAAACCACUACCGUCUCGGCUGAAGAACAGACCACCUUGUUAGCCAACAACAGCGAUGACAACCAGUUGAUCUAUUUGACGAGCAGCACUUUCACCAAGGCCAAUGAAUGGAUUAAUGUCACGACGACUACGAUGAUGACCACCAGCGAGGCAACGACAACGCUAAAACCCCCGCUCGUUGAAGCCGCCAUUUUUGCCGAUUCCCAAUGCGGAAUCGGACCUGCCAAAACGUUAACGAUCGAGGAGCAACGCAUCGUCGGUGGAACUGAGGCCGUCGAAAACUCAUGGCCGGGCAUCGUAGCGCUGAGGAAGAAUGGAACGUUCAUCUGCGGGGGUUCGCUGCUUUCACGGACUAAAAUCCUAACGGCGGCUCAUUGCAUAGCUACGAUUUCUCUCAGGGAGGUGAAAUUGUUGACCGUAGACCUGGGCAUUCACGUUCUACUGAACCAAGCAGCGGUGACAAAGAGGGUCAAACGAAUGACACGUCACAGGAGAUUUAAUUCCAGAACAUUUUACAGCGAUAUCGCCAUCUUGACAUUAGAAUCACCUGUGGAAUAUUCAGAGACCAUUUCGCCAGUUUGUUUGCCGUCAGCAGAUUCCAACGAGAAAUACGUUGACAAAGAUGUCACCAUCAUUGGAUGGGGAAGUCCGAUUGAAGGUGGGUUUCAUUCACCCGUCCUACGACAGGUGACUGUUCAAGUGAUGACUAACGCCAAAUGCCAGAAAUUUUAUGCUGGCAAAGACAAAAUCUUCGAUCACAUGAUGUGCGCUGCAGCUCCUGGCAAAGAUUCGUGUCAGGGGGAUAGUGGUGGUCCGUUACUCGUCCAAUCGUCGCCUGGAUCUACGUGGAUCCAAGCCGGCAUCGUCAGUUGGGGAAUCGGAUGCGCCAGGCUUGAAUAUCCCGGUGUUUUUAUAAGAGUGUCAUCCUUUUUGAACUGGAUCCGGAGACACAUGCGUUCGUGAAUUUCUUCUUGGGCUGCACAUACAUUUCUAAUGUGUCUAUAACUCAAACAUAACACGCAUUCAAAUUGGAAACCACGGUGAAAGACAAUAUGAUGAGGGAUCUGUUCUUUCAUCAAUGCUGUUCAUAUAUGAUCCACAAGUGUUAUUCACAACUAUAUGCAUUAUAUUGUUUGCAAUGAAUCUAUCUAUGCGAUCAGCUGAACCAGCUACUAUAAAGUUCAGUUGAAUUUCAUUCUUUUAUAUAGGACAAGGUCUUCACAUUCAUCUAUUAAAAUUAAGUCACUAUCCAUUCAGUCUUGCUGGAGGUCUAUGAUGAGUCUUUGUUGUCAUAUCGUGCAGUAUCUUUAUCAUUGGCCGUGAACCCAGGCAACACACUUAAAUCUAGAACAAAAUAGAUGACAUGAUUUCGUUUUAUUUAAAAAACGGCACAAUUAA